This is a messenger RNA of Diorhabda carinulata, 1974 nucleotides long. Its product is annotated as tax1-binding protein 3 homolog. The record is from RefSeq and is a predicted model, not a curated record. Gene Ontology annotation, molecular function: protein binding. Gene Ontology annotation, biological process: neurotransmitter receptor transport postsynaptic membrane to endosome; neurotransmitter receptor transport, endosome to postsynaptic membrane. Gene Ontology annotation, cellular component: adherens junction; postsynaptic density; postsynaptic membrane. Bases 225 to 584 code for a protein of 119 amino acids. The transcript is spliced from 3 exons. NCBI's taxonomy places the organism in Eukaryota, Metazoa, Arthropoda, Insecta, Coleoptera, Chrysomelidae.
CAUAAAGUUAAUAUUAACUCUAUGAACAUUUGAUUUUUGAAACAUAUAAAAAUAGUUUGGCAAUAUUGCUUCCGUAUGCUAUCAUCGGUGGAUCUUUAAUAUACAUUUUGGUAACACUGAAUGUGUAUAGUUGAAGUUGAAAAUUAUAAAUAAUCGAAAAUAUAAUCCAGCAACUUUGGAAAAGGUAUAUUUGGAAGUACUUGUGUUAUAAAAAAUAAUUCAAAAUGUGUGCGAAAAUGGCAUUUCAACACCAAGCGGGAACGGCAAUGGAAUGUUUAAGUAUUCCAAUUACGCUUCACAAAGAAGUCGAUGGUGAUACCUUACGUUGUGGAUUUAAAAUUGGUGGAGGCAUAGAUCAGGAUUUUCUCAAAAGUCCUCAAGGAUACACAGAUAAUGGAAUUUAUGUGACAGAAGUGCACGACAAUAGCCCGGCAUCAAAAGCAGGACUUCGGAUACAUGACAAGAUACUUCAGUGCAAUGGUUAUGAUUUUACAAUGGUUACUCAUAAAAAAGCGGUCAGUUAUAUUAAAAAACAUCCUGUAUUAAAUCUUCUGGUGGCAAGAAAAGGUGUUACAUCAACCUAAAUCAUUCUAAUUUGUUAAAUUAUGUGUAAUAAGUUACCAAAAAAAAUGUGUUGUGUAAGUUCAUAGAAAUUGAACAAAUGUUAUGCUACUAUUAUAAAAUAUUCAGUGUUAGUAUUUAGAAGCAUUUACAUAUUUAAAAACUUACUAAUCAUUUAAAAUCGUAUGUGUAGAGCUAGGUUGUUUAAUAAAAUUUGAAUGAGUAACAUUCAACAUUCUUGACUGUUAUCCAUUAUUGUUGAAAAUCCUUUUUAAGUGGAAAUUUGUAAGGUCAUGUGAAGAGGUGCUAAUGUACAAAUAAGGGUCUUAGGAAAAUAAUUAUUCUAGCUAAUUUUUAAUGUUAACAAAUUAUUUUUUUAAAUUUCACAUUUAUGCCAUUUUAUGAGAUGCAAAUAUUUUUUAAACGCCCAAAAAUAAGCCGCUAUGUAAACUGUGGUUUUGUGAUCCUCAUUUACAAAAAUUGAAGAAGCAUGGGUAAGAUAAUAUUUGUUGUCUCUUUGUUUUAAUCUUCAUUUAUUUUAAUAUUAAAUAUAAAAAAUUGGUUUUUUAAGGCAAAUAUUAACCAGCUACAUAUGGAAUGCUUUAAGAACUAGACAGUACAUUUGUGAGAAUUUAUACAGUGGCAUUUUUAUUCUUCUAUGGAUUGCUGAAUUGGAUACUCGACUGCUAUUUUGAAACCUAAUAAUAUGUUUUGGUUUUAAAUUUUAUUUGAAGAGAUUUAAAUUAUUUUUGUGUCCAUGUGGUAUAUAUGUCAUCAUGGAAUGGAUAAAUCAAAUUAGUACCCCCUUUAAUGUCUGUUUCAUACAUUUUUUAUUUAUAUCAUCCAAGGAACAAAGGCCAUAGAAAGUAAUUUAAUAAUUCUGUUUGUCAUUACUUUCCCAAAAUCUUGUAUGUGAUUUUAAUUUCAAUCUUGCAUUAAUGAAAGAAAGGGUAAUUUGAUAGCAAACAUUUGCAAUCUUAUCUUGACUCCACUUUUCAUUUUGGUUUGUAUUAUGUCAAUAUGAAGUAAAAGAUAAGAAUUACAUUCCACUUUUAUUUUAUGUAUUAUACUGAUAUCUCAUUUUAUAUAUUUCAGGUAGUUAUGAUGUAAUAUUUAUUUCCUACGAUCUUUAUUUUAAAUUUUUUACAUUAUUUGUACUCUUGUACUUGUGAGAGAAAUGGUUUAGUGUCCGAUAAACUAAAUUUUCACUUUAUAGGUCAAACAUAUUAUUAUCGGGAUACAAUUUUAAGUACUUUCCUUUUAAAUUUCGAUAGUUAUUCCUUCAAAAGUAGUAAAUAUUUAUGCAUGUUAUGUAUUAUACAUAAGAGUGACAACAGAGCACAAUAAAUAGUAUUAUUAUUUAAGUAAUGUUCAAGCUAUAUAAAAUACUGUGAUAAUAAAUGUUUAACAGAU